UUCAGUUGUAAGGACACGAGGGAGAGACCCAAGUAGAGACAUCGACCAUUUAUAGCGCAAUUGAGAGCUACCUGUGGGGAAUGGCUACCGAGGCACCUGCUUUACUAUUUUGCCUAAAGGCGAGCUUUAUUCUACUUCUGGGAAGUUUGGUGACCGAGGCUGUCCAAGAGCAAGGGAGUCUGUACAUGUGGAUCGAUGCCAACCAGGCGAGGAUACUAAUUGGUUUUGAAGAAGACAUUUUAAUUGUGUCCGAGGCGAAAAUGGCCCCUUUUACGCACGACUUCAAAAAAGCCCAGCAGCGGAUGCCCGCAAUUCCUGUCAAUAUACACCACGUGAACUUCACCUGGCAAGCAACAGGGCAGGCGGAAUACUUUUAUGAGUUCCAGACUCUUCGUUCCCUUGAUAAAGACAUCAUGGAUGAUCCAACAGUCAACAUGCCUUUACUGGGCUCCGUGCCACAUAAGGCCUCAGUGGUCCAGGUGGGCUUCCCAUGCAGAGGCGAUCAGGACGGCGUAGCUGCGUUUGAGGUGACCAUUCUGGUGAUGGAUGGUGGUGGCAAUGUCAUCCUAAGAACACCACACAACGCCAUCUUCUUCAAGACCUGUCAGAGAGCCAAGUGUCCUGGGGGAUGCCGUAACAGAGGCUUCUGCAAUGAAAGACACGUCUGCGAGUGCCAGGAUGGGUUCUAUGGGCCCCACUGUGAGAAAGCCCUCUGCUCUCCACGAUGCCUCAACGGAGGCCUGUGCAUGAGCCCGGGUGUCUGCAUAUGCCCACCCGGCUACUACGGCCCCAGCUGCGACAAAGCCAACUGCACCACCACCUGUAUGAAUGGGGGGACCUGCUUCCACCCAGGAAAGUGCAUUUGCCCAGCAGGCUACGAGGGAGCCCGCUGUGAAAUCAGUAAAUGUCCUCAGCCAUGCAGGAAUGGAGGCAAGUGCAUGGGGAAGAACAAGUGCAAAUGCAGCAAAGGGUUCCAUGGUGACCUUUGCUCCAAGGCUGUCUGCGAGCCCAGCUGUGGAGCACAUGGGACGUGCGUGGAGCCCAACAGGUGCCAGUGUAAGGAAGGAUGGCAUGGACGUCACUGCAACAAGAGGUAUCGAGGUGGUGCCUCCAACAGUCACCGAGCAGCCAGCCCCAAGAUGAGGACGCACGCGGUGUCAACCAAAGAAGCCAAGGACACCACUGAUGCUAGCCAGCCCGCUGAGACCAAUUACGUAGUAUGAGCAGUUCAAGCACUCAAUGCCACUGAGAUUCCACAUCUCUCUCUC
This is a messenger RNA of Engraulis encrasicolus (European anchovy), 1268 nucleotides long. RefSeq names its product wnt inhibitory factor 1 (gene wif1). Lineage: Eukaryota; Metazoa; Chordata; Actinopteri; Clupeiformes; Engraulidae. The coding region runs from base 81 to 1223 and encodes 380 amino acids. The record is from RefSeq and is a predicted model, not a curated record. The transcript has 10 exons.